This is a messenger RNA of Clarias gariepinus (North African catfish), 1851 nucleotides long. It is a transcript of the gene max, whose product is annotated as myc associated factor X. The coding region runs from base 124 to 717 and encodes 197 amino acids. Gene Ontology annotation, molecular function: DNA-binding transcription factor activity; protein dimerization activity. Gene Ontology annotation, biological process: positive regulation of transcription by RNA polymerase II. The record is from RefSeq and is a predicted model, not a curated record. The transcript has 6 exons. NCBI's taxonomy places the organism in Eukaryota, Metazoa, Chordata, Actinopteri, Siluriformes, Clariidae. Gene Ontology annotation, cellular component: RNA polymerase II transcription regulator complex.
AGUCACGUGCGGCGCAGCUCGAGCUGUUGAGUGUUGAUGUGACUGAGGCAGGAUCUGUCGGUGUCUCCGCUUCAUGCGCUCUAAACAUUAAAAAAAAAAUAAUACACCGAGCUCGACCGAAGAAUGAGCGACAACGAUGACAUCGAGGUCGACAGUGACGAAGAAUCGUCGAGAUUUCAUUCUGUGGCAGACAAACGAGCUCAUCACAAUGCGCUGGAGCGCAAACGCAGGGACCACAUCAAAGACAGCUUUCACAGCCUCCGAGACUCUGUGCCCGCCUUACAGGGCGAAAAGAAAUUAAUUCGGAACGGAUUCAAUUCGUGUGCAGAUGUUCCACCGAAUGCCUCCCGAGCGCAAAUCCUUGACAAAGCCACAGAGUACAUCCAGUUCAUGAGACGGAAAAACCACACGCACCAGCAGGACAUCGACGACUUGAAGCGACAGAACGCUCUGCUGGAACAGCAAGGUGAGCAGCUCCGUCACCACCUCCUCCCCUCUGCCUCAUCCUCCUCAUCCUCACACCACGCAGUUCGCGCACUGGAGAAGGUAAAGGGGACGACACAGCUGCAGGGCGGCUACUCCUCCUCAGACAGCAGCCUGUACACUAACCCUAAAGGCAGCGCCGUGUCCGCCUUCGACGGCGGCUCCGACUCGAGCUCGGAGUCCGAACCCGAGGAGCCGCCCACGAGGAAGAAGAUCCGCCAGGAGUCCAGCUAAAAAUCGCACCGUUUCGUCCUCGCUCUUCCGGCUCGUCCCUCUUUCUCGGUGCGGACCGAUCAGAGACUUCACAACUUUCUGUUCCGUGUCUCUUACAGCCUUUCCAGAUGCCAACCCAGACACAGGGAGCGGGGAGAGAAGCACUCGUAGCACACGUCUCUCUCUCCUCUCUCUCUCCCUCUUUUCUGUCUCUUCCUCCUUCUCCGUCUCUCUCUCGGGCCGGCUCAGCAGUAACAAGCAGCAUCUCAAACCUACAACGAGGCAGCUUAAUGAUUUACGGACUUGGCGCUCCUUGCGUACACGUCCGUCCACCUGUAGGACAUGGCGAAGGAAGCGUACAGCUCCUGGCACUGCUCGAUGUUUCCUUUUUUUUUUAUGCGUUUAAAAAUAUAUAUAUAUAUAUAUAUAUAUAUAUAUAUAUAUAUAUAUAUAUAUAUAUAAAAUAAUCUGAGUACUUACCCUGUGUGACUGUUCCAAAGGAGCGCUUCAUCUUUCUUAUGAAAUGUGAAAGCGCUUAACAUGAACCUCUGCGGUUCGCCCGUCCGUCUGAGCGAUCGAAUCUGAUCGGAAAUUUGGCUUAAAAAAAGAAAAACAAUGAAAGAAAUGUUCUUAGAGUUGUUGUGUUUUAGCCGGAAUUAGUUAGCGAGUUUAGAUAGCCGAAAGGGUUUUUAUUUUAUAAAGUAUAAACGUUAAUUUAUAUUCUCCCUAUAUAUAUAUAAAUAUAAAUAUAUAUAUAUGUACUGAGUUUUGUACGUUUCAUGCAAUUUUAAGGAAAAUAAAUUUAAAGUAAAAGACGGCUUUUGUGCCUCUUCAGGGAAAAACAAAACGUCCAUGCUGAUCAAGUUUUCACGCAGCUCCCAUCCAUCCACUCCUGUUCAAUUUUUUUUUCUUUUUGCGUGUUUAUACGUUGUUUGUAAGUAUAUAUAAAUAUUAAUUAUAUUUUAUUUGUGUUUGGUUGUUUUUUGUUUCCCACCCCCCCCUCCCUCUCUGAAAACAGAUUUCUCUUUCAUUCCACUCCAGUCAUGGAAGUGACCGGCGUGUAUUUCAUUCAUACUGCAUUAAACAGAUCCAUCAUUACAGAUUGAGGCCUAGAGUUAACUACCAGAUCAUAAAUAAACUAUUUUAUCCUUUCGA